Thalassophryne amazonica is the source of this 1817-nucleotide messenger RNA. RefSeq names its product endonuclease domain-containing 1 protein-like. Gene Ontology annotation, molecular function: hydrolase activity; metal ion binding; nucleic acid binding. The coding region runs from base 31 to 1131 and encodes 366 amino acids. Lineage: Eukaryota; Metazoa; Chordata; Actinopteri; Batrachoidiformes; Batrachoididae. The record is from RefSeq and is a predicted model, not a curated record. The transcript is spliced from 2 exons.
UGAGCCCAAAAGUUCAUAAAUAUGUAAAUCAUGCACAUUCAGCAAUUUUUUUCUUCUUCAAAACAGUCUGGUCAAAGUGAUGUUGCUUCUGCUUUCACUAAGAGGUCACGUGUCACUAAAAAGGGAACACGUCUGCAAAUGAAAUCACACAACAUUGUUUCUCACACAGUUUAUCUCGUUCGGCAACAUUUCACAAACCAGUUUUUGCGCCCAUUUCCAAUUACCAGGAUGACACGUUUCCACGCGGCGGUUCUGUCUGUCGUAUUCCACACAGGAUGGUGGUGUCUGUGUACAGCUGAUGUUGGGGAUUUCACUCCAUGCCUGCAGUUCUUCUACAUGUCUUGGCCCCCCAAAGGUCUGACUGGAACCCCGAUCUGCCAGCGUUAUAACAACCAGUACCGGUUUGCCACGCUGUACAGUCGCCCACGCCGCUCUCCUUGGCUCUCGGCGUAUUUGUACACUGCACCAGAAGGGAAGAGACCUUCAGCAUCCUGGAAGUUUGAGCCACAGCUUGCCUAUCCAAAAGCUGAUGGAAACAUGCUGCCAUUCCCCCCGGGCCCUCUGGACCAGAUUAUUGUGGACAGCCAAGCAGUGGAGCUGGACUACAUUAAUUCUACAUACACACGAGGCCAUCUCAAUCCCAGCCUACACCACCAGCAUCAAGACGACCGCUCCUCCACCUUCACCCUGACGAAUGUGGUUCCUCAGAAAGGGGGUUCCAAUGAUGGACCUUGGGAAACCCUGGAGCAGACUAUCAACAAAACCUUACAAACCUACUGUCUUGACAAAGCUUACAUAGUAACAGGAAUCAUCCCUUACGAGAAAGAUGACCGCUGGCUCAAGGAUCAUCGUGUGGCAAUACCUGAGUACCUUUGGUCAGCCUACUGCUGUCCAAAUUACAACAACAGUCUUCCGAAAGAGCUACUCGGUACCUUUCCCACAUAUGCUGUCAUUGGUCGCAAUGACCGCAACAGCACUGAGGACAUUGUUCCGGUCAGCAAAACGACUCCGAAAAAGUUCAGGGGAUACGAUGUGAGAAAGAUGCCACUAGAUACUCUUGAAAUGUAUCUUAAAGACAGAUUCAAAGCUGUCGUCAGUGUUUUUUAUCAACAGUGCUCUGGUCAACAGUGAGAUCGGCACUCAUAACAGACUCAAACAUCUAUAAAUCCGAGCAACUAUAGGUUGUUCGGGUUUAUAGAUGUUUAUAUAACUAUAGGCUUAUAUAACUAUAAUCCAGAACAAUUUAGGCUGUUAUGUCUUUAAUCUGCUCUGGCUGCAAUCUAGCAUUGUACCCAACAUCCCACACUACGGAAUUAGACUCUGAGAACUUCGGAAACAUUAAAAGUGAAGCACUGUUCAGCCUUCCAGUUAUGUAACAUAACUCGUAUUAGUUUUCUGUUAGCAAUGGUGGGUCCAGUUAAGGUAAUCAACUAUCAGCUAUUUUUUCCCAUGAGUUUUUCAUUUGAGAAUUAGCAUUUGAUCUAACUUUUAUAACUAUUAGUGGACCAAUGAGCUUCCACUCAAUUUAUUUCUGCCAACUUGAGGUCAGCUAACACUUUCUGAAUAAAGUUUAAUGGUCAAAAAUAUUUGUUAAUCCUAAAAUCAUGCAUGUUUGUUGAUACUGGAUCUUAAAUAUUAAUCCAAUAAGAAAAAAUUACACAAAGGCAAGACGCAUCACCUCAAGGAGAUGGCAAAUAAGGUCAAGCCAGUGUAAAUGCAUUAAAUAAGUUCUUUAAAUUAUUUUCCUUGUGUGUUUUUCUUAAUAUUUCAUAUUUAAUACUUUCUGUACUGUGAAUAAACUGUUUGUUGAUUGUGAA